Molecule: messenger RNA, 3527 nt
Organism: Sphaerodactylus townsendi
Lineage: Eukaryota; Metazoa; Chordata; Lepidosauria; Squamata; Sphaerodactylidae
Gene: NPDC1
Product: neural proliferation, differentiation and control 1
Exons: 9
Coding region: 99-1007 (302 amino acids)
Cellular component (GO): membrane
Source: RefSeq, a predicted model, not a curated record
CUGUGCCGCAUCUGCGCCUCCGGUGCUGCCAAGGAGGGAGUCGCUGCGGCCGCCUCUGGGUCUUGGCCAUGCCCGACGGGGGGCGCCGCCGCUGAAGGAUGAGCGUGGCCCUCCGACACCGGCCCGGAGCCCCUGCGCUGCUCCCGUCGCUCCUCCGCCUGCUGCCCUUCGCCUGCUGCCUCCUGGCUAGCCCGCCCGACUCAUGUCCUCGGAAGUUGGAUUGCUCUCUGAAGAGGCGGGCAUUCUGCCCUCCUGGAUCCAACACCUGCGGACCUUGUUUCCCUCAGUAUGUUGAAGAUGGAGACGGCAGAUGUAUCUCAAAGGCACAAGCAACCAGGGGACGGUCUUCUUUUCCCAACCUAGAGGAAGAAAUUGAUUUCCUAGCUGAUUCGUUGUCCAAACAGGAUGCUUCUCAUUUGCACCACAGUCAGGAAGAAAGCCCAACUUCUGCAGGCGAGCAUCCCAAAGUUGGUGCAGUGAUGGCCAAGUCCUUACAAAAGAGCCGGGCAAGACUUCUGGCUACGUCUCACCCUCCCUCUUCUGCGAAGAACUCUCCUGUGGAAUCUUUGCGCAUGUCUUCAAAUGAUGCCCUUAUCCUUGGUAUGAUAAUAGUGUGCACCAUUGCAGGGAUUUCUGCUCUAGUUGUAGCAGCUGUUUGCUGGUGCAGGCUACAAAAGGAAAUACAGCUUGCGCAGAAAGUGGACUACCCAGCUCACAAGUUACCAGGCCCUCCGUCAUAUGAUAAGAUCUCGCCUGGUGACAAAAAAUUGGCGCAGAGUGCUCAAAUGUACCACUACCAACACCAGAAGCAACAAAUGCUCUCCAUGGAAAAGCAAAAAGAAGAGCCCAAACUGCCAGAAUCUGUAUCAUCAGAUGAGGAAAAUGAAGAUGGAGACUUCACAGUGUAUGAGUGCCCGGGGCUUGCUCCUACUGGUGAGAUGGAGGUGAAAAACCCACUCUUUGAUGACUCCUCCUUGCGCCCCCCACCCUCCAAGCUGCACCCUUGACCUCCGGCCGAAUAUGCUGUGGACUGUGCAGCAAGCAACCCUGCAUAGGAACGUUCCCAAACCACAGACCUCAUAAAGAGAGUGCUCGUUGCAGCGUGCCCAGAUGCCCGACUGUUAGACCCCCCCCCCUGCAGUGAAUCUGUUGAAUGAACAAGUGUCAUUGGCUGAGGGGGGGGGGCUUGCUUCACUCGCCAGCUCUUGUUUGCUAUUGCCUCCGCACCGUCUGCUCGAUCUGCCGCCUCUCGCUGUUCAGAUGACAACUGGACAAUUAAUGCAUUUGUGAUCUCUAAUUGGCUUGCUUGUUUGGGGUGGGGGAGAAAGACAGGGUCCAAUACUCUUUGAGUUUUCCAUAGUCUUCAGAAACCCCCUGUCUUGUCUGCCUUUGUGGCAAAACCCGAGAGAUGCAUUCCCUGUCAGCCUGUCUUGUAAAAGGAUGGAAGCUGUGGAAAUCAAAAUGUUUCAGAUCUGAGGUUUUUCCUGUGUUACCGGAUCUUGCCGAUAGAUCUGUUGCAGGUUCCACAUAUUCGACAGCGGCUACCUUGGCUUGUAAUUUGUGUGUCUUUUUUCACUGUAUAACCUUUAAAGCAGCUGCUUAAAGGGGAGGGAGAGCCUGCAGCUUUGUGUACCAAUUGGUUUUCCUCCUGCAUUCUGUCACUGUAAAAGCCCUGGGAUGCGAGGUCACCCAAAAGGCCACUUUAAAGUUGAGGAGAGGCAAUUUUUAUUCCAAAAAAAUAUAGAAAAGUACAUGUACUGUAUAAGACACAGAGAAAUACAAACCACUCUAGAAUAUAAUUCCUCUAUGAAUUCAACCUCCCCCAAACCCAACAAAAAUGUAUCAUGAAAUUUACCAUCUCCUCUUCACUGUCCCAUCACAGAAUGACUAUUUCUCUAUAUAUUUUUCUUUUUAGAAUUUCUUAAAUUUCAACACUAAUGUGCUGGUUUUUAUGGCCCAGUGGGGAGUGUCUUGGAUAUUGGGUUGGCUUUUGGUUCAGGGAAUGAUUUCCAGUUCCUCCAUACCAUCAUGACUGAUCAGUGAGUAGGUAGGAAUUGGUCAUGGCAGAAGGUGAAUGUUGCUGCUCUUAUUGAAGGUGGCUGGGAUGGAACCAGCACCCAUUGCAAUGGGUUAUCGCCCCAAUUACCUCACUGCUGGUGGCAACCUGAAGUUGAGUAAUCUCUAUCUAGCUGGGUGAACGCUGGUAUUAUUUAUGCGAUGUGUAUGCCACAACCACCCCCACCCCCCACCCCCGAUUAUUUUCUCCAUAGUUUAUUCUUCUUUUAACUUCAAUGGAAGCACCUUUCCUUCUGUGUCUUACACAUGGCAGUGAAUUACACUAAGGCACUUUCCUUUUCCUCGAGUGUACUCCAUAGUUCUUUGCAGCAAGAAAAGGAGAUUGAGGGGGAUGUUUUCUUUUGCAAGAAUUCACUUGUGAGGGGUUCCAUCUGGAAUGGGUGAAGGGCACCUAUUUCUGAAAUCGUUGGCACUUCUGAUAAUCCCGCCUCUCUGCUGCUGUAUCUGUGACAAAUGAGAGUAAAAAGAUAAAUUUCACACAGAUUUUGCCAGGCCUGUCUUGAAGUUUCAAUUGUCUUUGCAAAUUUUCCUCAUAUUAAUGGAGGUGCUUCAAAAUCAAAAGGCUAAUUCGUACAUUUUUAAAGUCAUGGGGUGGAUUCUGCCCCGGUCCUAUAAUUCCACUGAGUAAAUUGUGAUUCCUUCCACCAACCUCAGCGGCUCUUCCACCAAUGGAAGGAGGAUGUUUAGGCUAGAGGAAGAUCUAUGCCAUUAUCUUUUUUCCAAAUUCAGUAUCUUACACAGAAGGGGACAAAGGUGCAAUAACUCAGCAAGUACAGCACCUGCUUUAUAGGCAGAAGAUCCUAGGGAUCUGUCUCUUAUACCUAAGAAGAUCUCUGUGCUGGUCAUAGAAGAUGGCACCAGUCUUAGACGCAGGAUAAAGACCUUCCUAUUUGUAUAUGUGCAUCCUGCUUUUCCAAAACCCUCAAAGGCUACCUUAACUAGCCUUACCAUCAGUUGUUCACACUGCUUUGUUCGUUUUUCAAAUCUUCAGUCAUGAGAUCUAGUAACUUACUUCCACAAAAAGCAAAAGAAAAUAGGGAAAUAUUGAGCUGCUCGGCAUCGUGAGGGAAGCAACCAAAUUCAUUGUGCAGCUGUUAUAAACCAUAUGUGUUUUUUAACUAGCAUGAAUUCCCAUGAAGCACCUGAGGGAUCUGCUAAGCUGCUCGGCAUCAAGCCCAUAUUAAGGGCAUCAAGGCAUAUUGCUGGUUCGCGUUGUGUCUCUGUGUGUGUUAUGGUCACAUCUGUGGGUAUUUUUUCAAUGUCUUCUCUGGGAUGUUUAAAAUUUGCAUAUGUGUGCUCUUCCUGGCCCUGCAGAAUGAGUUGCAAGUAAUAUGGAUGGUGUUUACAGGACUGUCACUGAAUGGUAUUUAGCUGCACCAACCCACAAUGGGACAAUCCCCAGAAAAUUCUGGAUAAAUCAUUCAGGGUCAUCAAAUAUUUUCCCCUUGGAC